Messenger RNA from Symbiodinium pilosum, 2235 nucleotides. The record is from the annotation of a GenBank genome assembly. Lineage: Eukaryota; Dinophyceae; Suessiales; Symbiodiniaceae.
AUGGCCUUUGCGUUUCGAUGCCUGCAAUUUCUGUUGCCGGUUCUACCGGUGUUGGCCACUCUCGAUGCCGGAGAGAGCCUGGAAAGCACUACAUUAUUGGAGCUCCGCAAACGUUCCGUGAAGCGGCCUUUGCUGGUGAUCCAUGCUGGGCUACACAAAACAGGCACCACCUCCUUGCAGCUGUCCAUGAAUACCUGCAAUGACUGGGCAGGCACUGUGGGAGUAACUUCUUUGGUCUUGGAAGGACAGCCGAAGAAGGUGAAUCACAACUUCCUGGUACACUUCGCAGACUCUCUUGGUUGGGAGUUGCCCCUCUACAAGGAGACGCUGGAGCUCCGCAACGAAAGUGCCUACCUCCGGACCUGGGAGAAGUUGCGGGCCUGCGAAGAGCGGCAUUUCGCUGGCCUGGCGCCCUGCCGGGCUUUGCUGUCCUCGGAGCUCUUCACGGAGGCCCAAGUCCCGGUUUGGCAGUCCCUCUUCGAGAAGUUGCCCAAAUGGGAGGUGCGCGUUCUGAUUUUCCACCGCUACUACCCGGCUUGGCUGCUGUCCCUCUAUGGAGAGUACCAGAGGGACUACAUGGUGGACACAGCUCACAAUCCCAUGUCCCUGCUGGAGUUUGCGCUGGAGGGACCCGGUGCUCAGCUGUCUCCACGUCGCACCCUUGAACGGAUCCAAGAAGCCUUCAGCGUCUGCAAGGGUGGGGACAGUGCCCAGUGCAGUGUGCAAGGUGCUUCUUACGACAUCUUCCAACAUCAAGGCUACGACCAGUACGAGUACCUGGUCCUUAACGUGACUCUCGAUCUCCAAGGCAAAGACUUCCAAGCGGCCAAUCGAAGCUUGUGGGAGGGUUGCCCACAGCGUGUCCUGACGCACGCAUCGCCACCCAACCUGACCCUGGCUGUUGACAUCGUCCGCCUUCUGAAGAAUUCUCAUCAAGCUCGAGGGUGCACAUCCCAAUUUCUGCUGUCUGCCUCGAACCCGGAAGUCCUGGAGCUUGCAAACAAGGAGAUCUUGCCGGUGACCUGCAUGGAUAUCGGGAAUCUGCUUGCGGACGACUCCGCCAGGUGGUUUGAAAACGCGCAUUUGACACCCCCCACCUACCACAAGGACUCCCAGUUCUGUCAGAUCAAGCAACAGGCACUUACGCCCGAACAUUGGAGAGUGAUGCACGCGCUGACUUCGGCAUGCAACGAUGGAUCAGACAUGCGGAUCGCGAAGGAAAAGAGCACUGGUGAGCAGGGUGAGCAGCAUGCAUCCCAGGCCCCGGCGGCCUCAAAGGCCUCCCACGCGUGGCUGAAAGCAAGCCCGAGCAUUGCGAGCAUUGGUGACCUCAGCCGAGCUUCUCACUUGGCAACAGAGGUGGAUGCUGGGCGGAGCUUCUUUGUGCAAAGCCCAGUGCACCGAGAGGCCGAGAGUCCUGCGGACAGCUGGCAGGCAAUGCUCAGUGAACAGGCUUCUUCGGGUGCCUCUGUGGGCACCUUCAGCACACUUGGCAGUCGCACAUCGCCGCCGGCCUCGGGGUCUGGAGCUUUACCGGAUGGUUUCCUCUUUAGUGGCAAAGACCAUGGCGAUGGCGCCUCUGAGGGCGCCUCUGAAGCUGUGGCUUUCUCCGAGCGCGGCUUCAGUGUGCCAGUGCUCUCGGAGAAUCCUCCGACUCUGACGGCCGCUGAAAGCACUCCAAGGACUUUGCCAGGUGACAAAGAGACCCUCUUUGGUGAGGCCGUGGAGGGCUCGCAGAAUGACCUCGUUCUCAGUGCAAGCUCGGGCUCUGGUCUUGAGGGUCUCUUUGGCGAGGGCAGUAGCCAGUUACAGAUCAGCAGCUACGUAAGUGGAUACGAUGGCUUCGACUCCCGGGAUCUCAAAAAUGUGAAGCAAGUGCAGCUCCCUCAGGCACGCGGCCUCAACGAAUACGAGAAGCCCGGAGCCCAGCAAGCCCCGAAAGCCUGGAAAGCCAAACCGAAGAAGGAGGCCGAGCCGAAGGCCGAGAAGGCCGAAAAGGCAAGGCCAAGGCCCAUCAUGGCCACUCACUCCACUCACUCCACUCACCCAGCCGCCUCCUUUUCACGGCCGUCAGAGGCUUUAGGUCACACAGGCACUGCGCAGCACAAAGAGCACAACGAGUUGCUGGAUCGUUUGGACGGCAUCCCCCAACAGAAGCCGGGCCUGAAGGGGAUGGCCGGCGUUUUCAGCGAUGAGGCGGCUCGUCCAGUUGUCCGAGUUAUGGCAGCCAACUGA